Messenger RNA from Schistocerca gregaria, 1204 nucleotides. RefSeq names its product speckle-type POZ protein-like. Gene Ontology annotation, molecular function: ubiquitin protein ligase binding. Gene Ontology annotation, biological process: proteasome-mediated ubiquitin-dependent protein catabolic process; regulation of proteolysis. Gene Ontology annotation, cellular component: cytoplasm. The transcript is spliced from 5 exons. The record is from RefSeq and is a predicted model, not a curated record. Bases 58 to 939 code for a protein of 293 amino acids. Lineage: Eukaryota; Metazoa; Arthropoda; Insecta; Orthoptera; Acrididae.
ACAGCAGUGGACUCGCUCUGCAGUUGCUGGCGAGAGGUACAGCUGUGCAGCUGAAGCAUGUGCGCGGAGCCAGCUGAGCGGAAGGCAGAAGAUGGUGACUCGGACUCAGGAGGGUUUGGCGCCACCGUCGCUGCCACUGCCUUUGUGUUGGUGUUGCUCUGGCUCUCCACGCCGGUGGAGGAGAGACCGAAGGCCUCGUCUUGGGUACAGACAGAAGAGCAGCAGACGGACAGCUACUUCUCAGCCGCCGGCAACGCAGCAGUCGGCGCCCUUCUCGUACUGCUGCUGCAGCGGCUCUGGCUGUUGCUCAAGUUGGUGCGUCUCUCCUGCGAGCCAGCCAACACGCCAUCUGCAGCCGUACACCAGAAGACCCUGGCAGCGGACCUGGGCGCGCUCCUUCAGUCUGGAGACUCUGCAGACGUCGUCAUAACCGUGGGGGACACCACGCUGAGGGCACACCGGGCUAUCCUGGUGGCCAGGAGUCCCGUGUUCGCGGCCAUGAUGGCCCACGACUGUCUGGAAUCUAGCAGUGGCCACAUCACCGUCACCGACAUCGAGCCGGAGGUGCUGAACCAGCUGCUGGUGUUCUUGUACACGGACGAGGCUCAGUUGGACCCCCGACUGGUCUUGAAACUCCUAGUAGCCGCCGACAAGUACCAGGUGCACACUUUGAAGGCACAGUGCGAGUACGUAGUCUCCCGGAACCUGCGCGUGGGGAAUGUGGUGGCGUGUGCGGUGCUCGCCAUACAGCACUCGUGCUCGUGUCUCACGGAGUCCUCCGUGCGCUUCAUUGCGGCCCACCUCAAGCAGGUGAUGGCCAGCGAGGGGUGGGCGAUGGCUGUGCGGAGGCACCCGGAGUGCAUGGUGGAGGUCAGUCGCCUGGUUGCAGCAGUUUCCUCAGACACCAGCGCACGAUCAGCUAGCAGAUCUGCUAGGUGACUUCAAGUGAAGGAUCGUGGUUCUCACCUGGUGUGGAGCAGUGAGGAUCGAAGGAGCCAUUGUUGUCACCACCAAUGACCAUGAGGUUUCCAACAACAGUGUGAUUUGCGUUUGGACACUCUGCCUGCUGACCUGUUUGAUGUGGCUCACCAUUUCUUCGCCACUGUAUUCAAGCUCUCCAUGUCAGAGUAGCACCUACACUGUUGACUCUGUAAUAGUUUUUUUGUCAGUCAUUAUAUACAUAACAUUAAACUGUACAAAAUGA